UAUAUGUAUUUAGCCGAUUUAUACGCAACUCCACACACGUCGGAUAUUUCAAUGUGUGUUAGUCACACAACAUUCAAAUUUUGUUAUUAAAGAUAUCAUAUUUCCCAAGAAUGCAUACCGUAUGUGUCAAGAAUCUAAGCACCGAAGAGUUAGAGGAAGUAAGCAAAUGGAUGAGACAGAAUGGUAUAAGUACACAUAGGAUACGUCGCGAGUUUUCAGAUGUUUUACCUUUGGCGGAAAUCUUCAAACGCGACUAUCCACGUCUGGUCGAUCUCUAUAACUAUCCGAAAAAGAGUAGUGUGCAGCUGAAAUUGGCCAAUUGGGAGACGUUCAACUUUAAGGUGUUAUCCAAGUUUAAUAUGACGUUGAGCAGGGAUUUUAUGGAGCAAAUGGCGAAUGGUGUUCAUGGUGCAGCUGAAGUGCUAUUGCAUGAGGUGAUACGAUUGGAGAAGCGACAACGGGUGGCCGUGGAGCGAAAUGCGGCAAUGCGGCAGGACCAGACGUGGGAGGAGAAUGAUGAGGUGAAGACUGUUGUGGUUAACAAGCAAGUUGGCGAUGGCAUCGUUCAGGUUCCACAAAAAAUGAUACUUUACUCGCUGUACGAGAAGAUGACACGUGACAGUCAAGCCAAGGACGCUAUUAUUGAUGCCUAUCAGCAGCGACUGGCUCACAUGGAGAGUAUUAUCAAGAUUAAAACGGAGCGCAUCGACGAGCUUCUCAUGCAGAUGGGUAAACUUCCUCAAAAGCGAGCCAAUCCUGGCAACGCAUCCACUUGCUUCUACCCAUUUGAUGGCAAGGACUCCUCAACCCGGAAGCAUCCGAGUCCCAUACAAAUGGCUUCAUCUACCGAUCCGGACAGUACGCCCUAGUGCCGCCUUCAUGUAUUCACUUUGAAAAAGUUAUUUAUUGUUAGAUUAUGCAACUAAAUUACCGAUUACAGCUGAAAUAG
This is a messenger RNA of Drosophila suzukii, 949 nucleotides long. RefSeq names its product sperm flagellar protein 1. Gene Ontology annotation, molecular function: microtubule binding. The record is from RefSeq and is a predicted model, not a curated record. Gene Ontology annotation, cellular component: axoneme. NCBI's taxonomy places the organism in Eukaryota, Metazoa, Arthropoda, Insecta, Diptera, Drosophilidae. Gene Ontology annotation, biological process: regulation of cytoskeleton organization.